CGUGCACGCACGGCUGUGUCACCACACGCGUGUGUGUCUGUGUGUGUGUCUGUGCGUCUUUUGGAGGGGCGUGUGUCCAUCGGCCACCCCCACAUGACAACGAGGCGGUCGUCGUAUAUAUACCCGCACCGGGCCGGCAGACCGUCAGUUCGCACCUUGCGACCCUCAGUGUCUUCAGCACUUCCCCAAGCUCGUCAUGGCUCUUUCCAGGAGGGUGCUGGUCUCGCUGUGCGCGGUGGCCGUCGUGCUGGGGCUGGCCCAGGGCGGCCUGGUGCCCGCGCCCCUGGCCUACAGCGCCUUCCCCGGGUUCGCGCCCGCGCCGCUGCUGGCGCGCGCCGUGGCCCCCGCCCCCAUCCUGGCCCCCGCCCCCGUCCUGGCGCCCGCCCCCGUCGUGGCCAAAGUGAAGGCCCUGGACUACGCCGACGCCUACCCGCAGUACCAGUACGCCUACAACGUGCAGGACUCGUUCACCGGCGACUCGAAGGCGCAGGAGGAGACCCGCGAGGGCGACGUCGUCCGCGGCUCCUACUCCCUCAUCGAGCCCGACGGCGUCCGCCGCACCGUCAACUACUACGCCGACCCCCUCAACGGCUUCAACGCCGUCGUCCAGAGGGACCUUCCCGUCGCCGCCCCCAUCAUCAAGGCCGCGCCCGCCGUCGUCGUCUGAACCAGUCAUCGUCCUGGCCACUCCGCCGCCGCACUCGCCACAUCUCGCUCACUCCAACAUCAUCGUCAUCGCGGCCGAGGCGGCCGACCAGUGGCAGCUGCACGCUGUGGCGCCACGCAGCGACGCAGCCAAGUCUUUUGUACCUGUCUGGAAAUGAUCCAUGCUCAAGAUGUAUUUACUCCUGUCAAAAUGUUGAAUGUAUUAAUUUGAAUAAGAAACUGUUCGCAACGUGAA
Messenger RNA from Thrips palmi, 901 nucleotides. Its product is annotated as larval cuticle protein A2B-like. Gene Ontology annotation, cellular component: extracellular matrix. Bases 197 to 667 code for a protein of 156 amino acids. The transcript is spliced from 3 exons. The record is from RefSeq and is a predicted model, not a curated record. Lineage: Eukaryota; Metazoa; Arthropoda; Insecta; Thysanoptera; Thripidae.